Molecule: messenger RNA, 3066 nt
Organism: Ipomoea nil (Japanese morning glory)
Lineage: Eukaryota; Viridiplantae; Streptophyta; Magnoliopsida; Solanales; Convolvulaceae
Exons: 5
Coding region: 1-3066 (1021 amino acids)
Molecular function (GO): nucleic acid binding; RNA-DNA hybrid ribonuclease activity
Source: RefSeq, a predicted model, not a curated record
AUGGAGAAUGUGAGAGUGCAAUUGGGUUUUGAGAAUCUUUUUUGUGUUGAUGCAGACGGACACAAAGGCGAUUUGGCUUUACUAUGGUCUAGUUGUGUGGACCUUCAAAUUUGUUCUUACUCAGACAAUUUUAUAGACACCACGCUAGCUUUGGAUGUUGGUAGUCCAAGCUGGCGGUUCAAAGGUUAUUAUGGUUUUUCCCAAAGACAAAGACGGCGUGAAGCAUGGCAGAUGCUCCGAAGGUUGGCAGUACAGAGUGCUGAACCAUGGGUCAUUAUGGGAGAUUUUAACGAUCUCAUGCACCAGUCUGAGAAGAUAUGGCGAGCACCACAUCCGCCAUGGUGUAUCACUGGUGUUACUAAUGCGGUUGCCGAUUGCGGGUUACAGGAUUUCCCCUUUAGCGAUAAUCAGUAUACAUGGGUGCGCUCACGAGGUACCCCGAAUAUGGUUGAGGAGAAACUGGACCAUAUUCUUGUAUCGGAGGAUUGGUUAUCCCUGUUUGAGGGUACGACUGCAUGCUCACUUGCGUGCCCGUACAGUGAUCACUUACCCCUGAUUUUAACCCCGGUGGUUACUACAACAGUCCGGCAACGAAAACGCUUUUUAUUUGACAAUAUGUGGCUUCGCGAAGACAAAUGCCGGGAAAUAGUUUCACAUAGUUGGGACCGUACGAGGGGCUUGGAUGUUUUAACCAGGAUCGAAAGUUGUGGACGUGACAUCUGGAGAUGGGGUAAAAAUUAUAACCGAGACUUCCAGCGCAAAAUUGAGCAGUGCAAAAGCCGUUUAGACCAGCUGCGGUUAUGGCGCGAUGAGGAUGGCAUGAGGGAGUAUGACCAAGGUGAUCUGGCGGAGGUUAUAAACAACAUUGCAACAAAGUUAAGUCCCCGUGAUAACAUUGCGCUGCUGCAGACAGUGAACAUUGAGGAGGUACGAGUAGCGUUAUUUCAAAUGCACCCGGACAAGUCACCUGGACCUGACGGUCUAGGACCGGGAUUUUUUCAGUAUUUUUGGGACAUAGUGGGCGGGGCAGUCACUGCUUUUUGUCAGUCCUUUAUUGAGACGGCUACUCUACCAAUGAGGGCGAACGAUACUUACAUCGUCCUAAUUCCAAAGAAGGCAACCCCGGAAACGAUGGCAAAUUUAAGACCAAUAGCACUCUGCAACGUGGUGUAUAAAAUUUCUGCCAAGGUUUGUGCGAAUAGAAUGAUACCUUUGCUAGAAGGGCUCAUUUCCGGUGCCCAGAGUACUUUUGUGCCUGGCCGCCUAAUAACAGAUAAUAUUAUGUUAGCCUAUGAGGUUCAUCAUUACUUAAGGAGAAACACCCAGGGUAAAGAGGGGAUCGUAGCAUUGAAGGUGGAUAUGAGCAAGGCGUAUGACCAGGUUGAAUGGGGUUUUCUUGAAGCAAUAUUGCUGAAAAUGGGUUUUGCAGCACCGUGGGUCAGUAUUCUAAUGGAGACCGUAAGUUCAGUUCAGUAUCAUAUUCUGCAUGAGCAAAGCCAGCUUGGUCCAAUCAUUCCUGGUAGAGGCCUACGUCAAGGUGAUCCUUUGUCACCAUACCUCUUUUUAUUUAUUGCUGAGGGUCUUAGUGUGUUAAUUGAGAGGCGGAUGAGCACGGGUAGACUGCAUGGUGUAACUGUGGCACGGGGAGCACCACCUAUUUCACAUUUAUUAUUUGCAGAUGAUUGCUUUCUGUUCCAUCGGGCCAAUACCCAGGAGAGUGAAAACAUGCGUGAUUUACUGGACACAUAUUCUAAAGCCUCGGGGCAGAGAAUCAACUAUGACAAGUCCAUAGUCACUUUCAGUGCAAAUGUACCGCCACCCAUGCGCACGGAGGUGCAGCGAAUUCUAGAGGUAACAGAAGGUGAUACGACAGGCAGAUAUUUGGGAUUACCAUCCCUUGUUGGUAAACGAAAGAAAGUCAUCUUGGGUUUUCUUAAAGACAGGAUCCUUGCGAAGGUCCGGAGUUGGAAUGCAAAGUUCCUCUCUCGUGCUGGGCGUGAGGUGCUUUUGAAGAAUGUCAUCCAGGCAAUGCCAUCCUAUACGAUGAUGGUAUUUCUUUUACCGACAGGUCUAUGCAAGGAAAUUGAGGUCCUUAUGAAUGAGUACUGGUGGAGUGGAACUGUGGGGGCAAGAAAAAGGGUUGAGAUGGAAGUCCUAGGGCGGUUUGUCGGUCCCAAAAAUUGCAGGAGAGUUCAGGGAGGAAAUCCAUCUUUUAUCUGGAAGGGCUUAUUGGAGGUACAGAAUGUGUUACGGCAGGGUUGUAGGCGACGCAUUGGGAAUGGCCUAGACACAAAAAUUGGCCGGCAUGCAUGGCUGCCAGACGAGGAGGAGCCCUAUGUACAUACGCCUAUGCCAGAGGUUGAGUAUGGUGCUCCUGUUGCAACAUUAUUUAAUACUCAAGGAGGGAAGAUGAAACGACAUGCCAUUUAUUUGCUCAAUGCACUAAGUUGGAAUGACUUUGUUUGGAAAGGGCUUGCUUUUGACAUGCAUGUGUUGUUAAGCAGAAUGCUCAAGCACUGGGCAAAUUGGAAGCUAGCUAAUGAGCAACCAAACACGCCUAAGCCACCUACCGUAAGGGACUAUUGGACUGUGCCAAACCAGGGGAGAUUGAAAUUAAACACAGACGCAGCACUAAAUUCAACAGAUAAUAUGAUGGGUCUUGGAUGGGUUCUACGAGAUGAUGAAGGUAAGUUUAUGGCCGCGAAGAAUGUGUCAGUGCAUGGCAUUUUUGAUGUCAGGGAGGCUGAAGCGUUGUGUUUGAGAGAAGCUUUGAGUUGGCUAAAGGACACUGGUAUGGGAGGUGUUGAUGUGGAGAUGGACUCCCAAGUUGUUUUUAAUGCUAUUUCCAGUACUUCUUUUUAUUCUGCUUUUGGUUUAUUGAUUGAUGAUAUUAAAGGUUUGGCAUCUGAGAUUGAUGAUGUCCAAUUCCGAUUUGUAAGGCGAUCUGCGAAUAGUGCCACCCACAUUGUUGCUAGGGAGGCCUUUUCUGAGUCAGGUUGCGGGGAGUGGUUUGACAUCCCACCCCUCUUUCUUGUAAACACUAUUGAUCGUGAUUUAAUGCAUUAA